CAAGAUGGCGGAGUAGCAGGCGAUGAAGAUGGUAAUAGAUAACCCGUAGAUAAAGAAGGUGGAAACGAUGACAGUUGGUUUGAAGGACGGGUUGGAAUAGUUCUCAAAGAAAUUCCUUGAUCCACCAUUGAUCACGAUUGGUAGUACGGACAAACCAGACACUACGAAUACAAAAGAAUGUAUACACGGCGUUAAAAGUAUCUGUAUACGGCACUGUUUUUUUAACUUAUACCAAAUGUGUCCACAAAUGGGUCCAAAAUGAAAUUAUGUUUACUCACUUCAAACUUGAAUUUUUAGGAUCAGGACUAAUCAUAUUUUUUCAAUGCUAGCGACCACGUGACCGUAUGGCCAACAUAAAAGGUCCCAAACAUUCACAAAAGUAAUAGUGGCAAAGGAUUGGCAAAUAGUUGCUAAUCUUCGCGAAAAAAUCGCUUACAUUCGCUUACAGUCGUAAAUAGUCGCUCACUGCCCUUUGCAAACGCUUUCGCAAACAUUCGCUCAAAACAAAUGUUGCUAAUUGUCGCUAAACAUCGCUAAAAGUCGCUAAAUGUCGCAGAGGCGAACACUGAUUUUCGCCAACAUUCGUCAGAAAAGUUGGCGGGUCCAAAGUUCGCAACGUUCGUAAGCAUUCGCCGCUUACUGACUGAGAUACAUGACUUGCAUUGUACGGUACAAAGUUAAACGAACUUGCGAUGUACGGUACAAAGAACAACGGUCAAAGUACAAAGGCCCCAAAUAUUGACACACCCGGCUGAGCUCUAAGGGUAUAUGCAUGCAUGUGAUGACAUCUAUUGCAAGGCUUUGUAGCCUACCUGUAAACGGUAUACUUUAUAAGUUAAGUAUAUAACUUUAUGAACGAUCAUCAUGAGGACCAGGACAAAACUACUCACAUUCCUUGCGGGAAUGGGAAUCCUUGUUAGCUAUGCCUUCUAUAAACCUGUUCCCGAUGGUUUUGCAGAACCAUGGCAGUACCGUACAUCGGCUACCAUCUCCCAAGCCAUUCAGGGCCUCAAUUACGUAAGGAUGUGUGUGCGGGACCGUCGUUGCCCAAACAUCUUCGAGGAGCUUGUGGAGGCAUUUAGCAUAUUUGGAACCUUUGUUGGGGAUCCACCGGAAGAGGUACCUGGGUCAAACAUCAGGUCACGAGUGACGUCAUUCGAUGGUAUCAGGGUGAGAGUGUACGAGCCAAACAAGAAGGACGGCGAAGGGGAUCUCCCUGCAUUCUUGUACUUUCACGGUGGAGGUCUGGCGGUUGGCAACAUCGCUUUUUACGAUCCCGCUGUCCGCAUGAUUUCCGAAAGAGUACACGCUGUUGGGAUUGCCGUCACAUACCGACUAGCACCUAAACACGUGUUCCCAGCUGCAUUCGACGACGCUUUUGCAGCCACGAAGUGGUUCCUGAGCCACGCUGACGAGUUGGGCGUUGAUCCAACGAGAGUAGCCCUGAUAGGGGAUAGUGCCGGUGGUCUCCUCGCCGCCCUUGUGUCUGGGGCGAUCUCGGACGAGCCUUCCUUGCCCGACAUCAAACUCCAGGUACUCAUAUACCCAUGGCUUCAGAGCUUCGACCACAACACCCCAUCCAUGCAGAAGGGGCGAUGCCAGCACGGUGGUUUCGGACAAACUGUAGACAUGAUUGGUAUUAUGCCAUACUUCGUCACUGCAUACACCUUUGGCAGUGUGGACGAGCACCUCGGACAGCAGAUCUAUGCGAACAACCACACAUCGGCUGCCUUCAAACAAUCGGAAUUCUAUCAGAAGCAUCUCAGCCAUGAUCUCAUCCCAGCUGAUAUGAAGCCGGAUUGCUAUGUCCCUCCGACAUCAGACUUCGGUGAUGACGAGCUAUGGGAGAACAUGAAGGACGCUUUGACCUCGACGAAGUAUUCGCCUCUCUACCGCGAAGAUUUUUCCAAAUUGCCCCGCUCGUUCGUCGCGACGUUCGGAUACGACUGUUUACGCGAUGACGGGAUAUUCUAUGCAAAGAGGCUGGAAUAUGCGGGCGUGCCAGUGAAGUGGGUGAAUUAUGAAGACGGUUUUCAUGGCAUUGCGUGGUUUGGAGAUAAUUCAUAUGAAAUUGGGCGACAGAUGGCCGACGAUUUUAUCGAAUAUACAAAAGAGCAUCUUUGAUAAAAGAGUAGAUAUUCAAUCUCUAAUCAUGUUGAUCGUGAGAAUUAUUUUCUCAAUGUAUGUAUAUUCCCUAAAUUGUCAAUAUUUUUUCUUCCCACUUCUUAUAAAAUAAUCGUGACAGUAUGGUCUAUUCUUGAUAGAUAAAGUUUAUAUCUUCUCAGAACUGUAUGAUCAAUAUAAAUAAUCAUAGAUGUUGAAUAAAAGAUUUCUGAGUAAAUAUAAACUUGAUCAAGAUUAACCAUAUUGUCACAAUCAUUUUCAUGAAAUAAGAUAUGAAAAUGUUAUGCUAACUUUAUGGUCAACAGUGUGUAUUGCGUCACACAUUUAUCUAAAGAAUGGUUAACAAAUCUUCAUGAAUAUUUUUUGUUUGUUGAACCACUUAAUCAUUAUUACAACCUGGGCCCCGUCUUACAAAGAGUUGAUAUCAAUAGCAACUUAUUUGCGA
Messenger RNA from Strongylocentrotus purpuratus (purple sea urchin), 2569 nucleotides. Its product is annotated as neutral cholesterol ester hydrolase 1. NCBI's taxonomy places the organism in Eukaryota, Metazoa, Echinodermata, Echinoidea, Camarodonta, Strongylocentrotidae. The record is from RefSeq and is a predicted model, not a curated record. Gene Ontology annotation, molecular function: carboxylic ester hydrolase activity. Gene Ontology annotation, cellular component: membrane. The transcript has 4 exons. The coding region runs from base 865 to 2124 and encodes 419 amino acids.